This is a messenger RNA of Stegostoma tigrinum, 7431 nucleotides long. RefSeq names its product lysine demethylase 5A (gene kdm5a). Bases 1918 to 6339 code for a protein of 1473 amino acids. Gene Ontology annotation, cellular component: nucleus. NCBI's taxonomy places the organism in Eukaryota, Metazoa, Chordata, Chondrichthyes, Orectolobiformes, Stegostomatidae. The transcript has 24 exons. Gene Ontology annotation, molecular function: DNA binding; histone demethylase activity. Gene Ontology annotation, biological process: chromatin remodeling. The record is from RefSeq and is a predicted model, not a curated record.
UUAGCAGUUGGUGCUGAGGUCUUGAAGCUGGAAUGCAAGCUCUUAAUGCUAUCUCUGUUACAGCUAAAAGCUCAGUGUUCUUUUCCUGCUGUUAAUAUUGCACAAGAGACCGUCUAUUUCACUGAAUUUGCCUUUACCGAGGGCAUGUCUAUGGGGUAUUACUAUAUUGGAACACUUGCUGUUUAGUAGUAAAAUGAUCUAUUAAUCUGUUAGGUUUUACAAUAGAGUUAAGUUAUUCUAAUUCAUUCUUUUGGAUUUUAACUAUAGUAUAUGAGUAAAGUGCAUUUCACUUCAAGACUGGUAGCUUUGACCUGUCGAAUUGCAUCAGGAACACUAUGCCUGACACUUGUCUUUAGUAUGAAAUGUUAGGGUGUGGGCUAUUUUGAGGGGCUUUGGUCUGGUUCAUAAACCGAACUGAAGAUUGAUAUCUCUCCUGGUCUAGAUGAGCUUCAGGACAGUGUUGAAAGGGGUGGCUAGAGAAAUGGUGGCGUACAUUCGUUAUCUUGCAACUUUCUACAGAUUCCAGAAAGUUUUCUAUGGAUUGGAAAGUUGAAAAUGCUCCCUAUUUAUUUAAAAAGGAAGGAAGAGGGUGACUGGAAAUCAAGAUUUGUUAAUUUAAUGUUAGGGAAAUAUUAGAAUCUACAAUAGAGAGUCUGAAUUUCAAAAAGAAUAGUAAAAUCUAAGUUGUGUUUUUUUAACGUAAAUUCACCAUUUGAUUUAAUUGCUGGAAUUCUUUGAGGAUUUUUUUGUAUUUAUUCACUCUUGCCUGGCUAGCAUUUGUUGCCUGUGUCUAGUUGCCUUUGAAAAGGUGCUGAUGAACUGCCUUCUAGAACUGCUGCAGUCCAUGGGCUUUUGGUAGACCCACAAUGCCCUCUGGGAGGGAAUUCCAGGAUUUGACCUAGCAACAAUGAAAGAAUGGCAAUAUAUUUCCAAGACGUAAUCGUGAGUGUCUUAGGGCAUUUCUAUGGUGUUCCAAGUUCAAGAAUAAUAUUGCUGAUUCCAAUCUAAAGGAGUUUGGCAGUGUUUCUGCAAAAGAUCACCUGCCUGACCAGGAGUAAGAAAUUGAUAUUGUAUAUGGUGUGGUUCGAGGUCAUAUUACAAUAUGUAUGAGUUCCCAUUUUGGUAAAAUGAGCAUGGGAAAUUUUAAUCUGCUGUCUUUGUCCUUCUGGAGGCUAGUGGCCAUGAGUUUGGAAACUGUUGUCUGAGGAUCUUUGGUGAAUUUCUGCAAUGUAUCUUGCAGAUACUGCACAGUGCUGCUACUGAAUGUCAGUGAUGAGGGACUGGAUGCUUCUGAAUGUGGUGCAGCCAGUCCAGCAAGCUGCUUUAUCUUGGAUGGUGUCGAGCGUCUUGAGUGUUGUUGGAGCUGCACCCGUCCAGUCAAGUAGAAAGUACUUCAUCACGCUCCUGACUUGUGCCUUGUUUAUGGUGGACGGGCUUUUGGAAGUCAGGAUGUCAAUUGCUCAUCACAGUAUUCCGUACUACUUACCUGUUCUUGUUGCCACUGUUUAUCUGGGAAGUCCAGUUGAUUUUCUCGUCAAUGAUAACCCCCAGGAGUUGAUGGUGGGGGAAUUUAGUAGUAGUAACACAGUUGAAUAUCAAGGGGUGGUGGUUAGAUUGGCUCUUAUCAGAGGCAGUUAUUGCCUGUCUUAUGGUGCGAUUAUUUCUUUCCAUUUGUUAGCCCAAGCUUAGAAGAUGUCCAGAUCUUGUUGCAUUUGAACAUGAGCUGCUUUUGUAUUUAUUUUGUAUUUGGUUAUUGUAUUUUGAGUUGCAAAUGGUGCUAGACAUAAUGCAAUCAUUGGCAAAAAUCCACUUCUGAUUUUAUAAUGGAAGGAAGGAUCUGGAAGGUCAAGCAUUUGAAGAUGUUUGAGCCUGGAGCACCACCCUGAGGAAAUCCUGUGGUGAUGUCUUGGAGUGCCUAUGUGCCAGGGUGAUCUUUCUGAAGAUGAUUUUGCCAGAAAUCCAGAGCUGAGGAAACUUCAAAUCUUUGGUGCUGGACCCAAAAUGAUGGGCCUGGGUCUCCGAACAAAAAACAGAGAAGAUGAAGAGUUUUCGGUGACUCUGCGAUCGACAGGGCACAAGAAGAAUGCAGAGAUGCAGUUACCUCGUAUGCAAAUGAGACAGCGGAAAGGAGCCCUGGCUGUUAAUUUUAUUGACCUGUAUGUCUGUCUUGUGUGUGCACGUGGGGAUGAUGAAGACCGCUUACUGCUUUGUGAUGGAUGUGAUGACAGUUACCAUACUUUCUGUCUCAUUCCUCCCCUAAUGGAUGUGCCCAAGGGAGAUUGGAGAUGCCCUAAAUGUGUGGCAGAGGCAUGCAGUAAACCUCCUGAGGCAUUUGGCUUUGAGCAGGCAGUCAGGGAGUACACACUCCAAAGCUUCGGUGAGAUGGCAGAUAAUUUCAAGUCUGACUACUUCAACAUGCCAGUACAUAUGGUCCCAACAGAACUAGUGGAGAAGGAGUUCUGGCGACUUGUGAGCAGCAUUGAGGAGGAUGUUAUUGUGGAGUAUGGUGCUGACAUUACCUCAAAAGAAUUUGGGAGUGGAUUCCCAGUCAGAGAGACCAAAAGAAGGCUAAUGCCUGAAGAAGAGGAAUAUGCCAUUUCCGGUUGGAACUUGAAUAACAUGCCAAUUCUGGAGCAGUCAGUAUUGACUCAUAUCAACGCAGACAUCUCGGGGAUGAAAAUUCCUUGGCUUUAUGUGGGGAUGUGCUUCUCCUCCUUUUGCUGGCACAUUGAAGACCACUGGAGCUACUCCAUCAACUACCUCCACUGGGGAGAGCCAAAAACAUGGUAUGGGGUGCCAGGCUAUGCUGCUGAACAACUCGAGCUUGUAAUGAGGAAGCUGGCUCCAGAACUGUUCCAUUCUCAGCCAGACCUGCUGCACCAGUUGGUGACCAUCAUGAAUCCCAAUAUUCUUAUGGAGCACGGAGUCCCGGUGUUCCGAACAGAUCAGUGUGCUGGUGAGUUUGUGGUUACUUUCCCAAGAGCCUAUCAUAGUGGAUUCAACCAGGGCUACAACUUCGCUGAAGCAGUGAAUUUCUGUACUGCAGACUGGCUGCCCAUUGGCCGUCAGUGUGUCGGUCAUUACCGGCGUUUGCACCGAUAUUGUGUUUUCUCACAUGAAGAACUAAUUUGCAAGAUGGCAGCUGAUCCUGAGGGUUUGGAUGUUGAGUUGGCUGCCGCUGUCUCCAAGGAGAUGGUGACCAUGCUUGAGGAGGAGACACAACUGAGAAAGGCUGCCUUCGAAAUGGGUAUUGUUGAUUCUGAACAAGAGGCAUUUGAACUGCUACCAGAUGAUGAACGACAGUGUGAGACUUGCAAAACAACAUGUUUCCUGUCUGCUGUUACAUGUACCUGUGAUCCCAAUCGGCUUGUGUGUCUUUAUCACGUUAAGGAUCUCUGCAAGUGCCCAGUACCGAACCUGUGUCUCAGAUAUCGUUAUACACUGGAUGAGCUCCCAUCAAUGCUUUAUGGAGUUAAGGAGCGUGCCCAGUCAUAUGACAACUGGGUGAGUAAAGUGAGAGAAGCCUUGGAAGCAGAGCUUAAUCACAAGAAAGAUCUCUGCGAGCUGAAAACACUCCUGGAAGAUGCAGAAGAUAAGAAGUUUCCUGAGAAUGAUCUCUUGCGGCAACUGCGAGCAGCUGUGAAAGAGGCAGAGACUUGUGCUUCUAUUGCCCAGCUGCUUGUCAGCAGGAAGCAGCGCAGCAGAAAUAAAUCAGAAGGUGGAAAGACUCGAACAAAGCUGACCGUCCAUGAGCUGAAAGCGUUUGUACAUCAGCUGUACAGCCUGCCUUGUGUUAUCAGCCAAACUCGAUUGGUUAAGGAGUUGCUGGACAAUGUGGAGGAGUUCCAUGAACGUUGUAAGGAGGCUUUAUCAGAUGAAAUUCCUAACUCCUCCAAGUUACAACUGCUGCUUGAACUUGGCUCCGGGUUAGAUGUGGAGCUGCAGGAACUACCUAAACUGAAACAGCAUCUCCAACAGGCUCGUUGGCUUGAUGAAGUGAACCUCACCCUCACAGACCCUGCCAGAGUCACUCUAGAUGCCAUGAAGAAACUCAUAGACUCUGGGAUUGCCCUGGCACCCCACAGUGCAGUGGAAAAAGCGAUGGCUGAUUUACAGGAACUGUUGACUGUGUCAGAGCGUUGGGAAGAGAAGGCCAAGGCUUGUCUACAAGCCAGGCCAAGGCAUGGUAUGGCAACUCUGGAUGGUAUUGUACAUGAGGCAAAGAAUAUUCCUGCAUAUCUGCCUAAUGUGUUGGUGCUUAAGGAAGCUUUGCAAAAAGCCAAAGACUGGAUGGCAAAAGUGGAAGCUAUUCAGAAGGGAUCGUACAAUGCGUAUCUGGAUCAGCUGGAAAGCCUACUUGCAAGAGGGCGCCCUAUACCAGUGCGGCUGGAUCCACUUCCCCAAGUGGAAUCCCAAGUAGCAGCUGCUCGAGCAUGGAGAGAACGUACUGCUCGAACGUUCCUGAAGAAGAACUCUACCUAUACGUUGUUGCAAGUGCUGAGCCCCAGGACAAAUAUUGGUGUUUACUGCAGUGGAAAGAAUAAACGGAAAAAAAUGAAAGAAUUAUUGAUGGAGAAAGAGAGGGACUUCGAUUUGGAGAGCUUGAGCGACUUAGAAGAGGUGGCUGAACAAUCCAGUGACCCAAACACAGUUAUUGCAGGCUUCCGUGCAAUGGAACAAAAGGAGUGUGAGGCAAUGCAUUCUUUGAGAGCAGCAAACCUGGCUAAAAUGGCAAUGGUGGAUCGAAUUGAGGAAAUCAAGUUCUGUGUCUGCCGCAAAACAGCCAGUGGAUUUAUGCUACAGUGUGAACUUUGUAAAGACUGGUUUCACAGCACCUGUGUUCCUCUGCCCAAAACUGGCACACAGAAAAAAGGACUGGGCUGGCAUACCAAAGAAGUGAAAUUCUUGUGCCCACUGUGUAUGCGCUCUCGAAGGCCACGUCUUGAGACCAUUCUCUCGCUGCUCGUUUCCCUUCAGAAGCUUCCAGUACGUUUACCAGAAGGAGAUGCCUUGCAGUGUCUGACAGAGAGAGCAAUGAGCUGGCAGGAUCGCGCCAGGCAAGCCCUGGCCACUGAUGAACUGUCUUCUGCACUUGCAAAACUGUCUGUGCUAAGCCAGCGAAUGGUGGAACAGGCAGCGAGGGAGAAAACUGAGAAAAUAAUUAGUGCUGAGCUGCAGAAGGCAGCAGCCAAUCCAGACUUGCAGGAGCAUUUGCAGAGUGUCCAACAAUCUGCUUUCAGCAGGAGCAUGGGGAGUUUGGCAAACUCGCCCAGAAAAUCUAUUGAAUUGGAUGAGGAAGAAACCGAUUCGGAUGAUGAUAUCAGAGAUGCAUACCGCUACGAGAGAAAAGAUGGUGCAAGCAGUGUCUCAUCAGGUAGCUUGGAACCAAAUCUAUUCUGUGAUGAAGAAAUUCCAAUCAAAGCAGAGGAAGUGGUAUCACAUGUGUGGCCAGCAACUCCAUCUUUCUGUGCUGAACAUGCUUACUCUUCUGCAUCAAAGUCUUUCUCGCAAGGAACUGGAACUCCACGGAAACAACCACGUAAGACGCCAUUGGUGCCACGUAGUUUGGAGCCCCCAGUUCUUGAGCUGUCACACAAUGCAAAAGUUCAGCUGGAGGAGCUGAUGAUGGUGGGAGACCUUUUGGAAGUAACCCUAGAUGAAACGCAGCACAUUUGGAGAAUACUGCAGGCAACACACCUUCCUGCUGAGGAUAGAUUUCUACAUAUAUUGGAGGAUGAUGGCCCAGAGGAGAAAUCUAUCCGAAUUAAAGUCAAAGAUUCUUCUGAUAAAAAGCGAAAGCGAAAACUAGAAAAGGCUGAGUUGUUCUUGGGGGAUGGCAAGAAGUUGAAAGAACUGAGAAAGUUUGACAAGCCCAAAAAGAAAAAGCUGAAAUUGAUGCCUGAGAAAUUGAAAGAACAGAGCAAACUAGGGAAAAAAGUGGGAAAAGAAGAAAAGGAGAAAGAGAAGAAGAAAAAAGAGAAAUCCAAAGAGUGUGUGGAGAAACUGUUGGAAAAGAAGAAAGAAAAGAAAGUGAUUUUACCAGCUCGGGAGGAUUGGUCUGCAGCAGAGGACUCUGAGGAUGAAAAUGCUGUUUGUGCUGCGUUGAACUGUCAGCGACCCUGUGGAGAAGAGGUUGAUUGGGUGCAGUGCGAUGGAGGCUGUGAUGAAUGGUUCCACCAGGUCUGCGUGGGUGUCUCUUCUGAGAUGGCAGAGAACGAGGAUUACAUUUGUACUGCAUGCACCAGGCAAGGAGCCCCUGACACCCGAGCAGCAGGCCAGGGCCCGCCUGGAAUCUAUACUGCCACAUCCUUCCUGGAGGACUCGAAGGACAGCAGCUAGUUUCUUCAUAAUGACUUUCGUGGAAGUACUGUCAAGUUGUUGGCUUCCAACAGGACCCUGGAUGUAGCUGAUGAGCACCACACUCUGCCACAAAUGCCAUGCACCCACAAUGUUAAGGACUGAUGUGAAGUAUAUGGUUAAAGAUUAGCUUUAUAAGAAAGUGAAGGUAGAGUCAGUUCUAAUCUCCAUUGUCUGUGUAAGAGUGAGCCCCUCCUAUUUGUUGCAGCAGGUGUAGUGGGACAGGAGGCAAUACAACAAGGAUAGUGGCAGAGGAGGGGCAACAGCAGGUACUGGAAAUGCAUGGCAUGCUGCUGGACGUGGAGCUUGGGAGUGGAAGUGGAAAGGGAGCAAGGUGCUUCAGGAGAGAAACUAAGAGGAGGAUACUUAAGUGGGGAGGCAGAAGCAAGUUUCCACAACAAAACUCCCUUGGGGAACAUUAUAGCUGUUCAGCUAUAUUGCAAGAGGAUAAGAACAUCAUUACUUCUAAAAGUUAAGUAUUUAAUCUUUCACAUCUUUUUAAUAAUGAUUUGGAACUUGUUUAGUCAGUUUUAAAUUGGACUUUUUGUUUUUUUACAUUAAGCAUAUUCUGAUGAGAUUUAAAGAUGGCCUUUAGUUUAAAAAUGUGUGAGAAUGGGAAACGGUUGGCAGUUUUUUUUAAACCAAGUGUACGUGUGUUUCUUGGAGAAAACAAGUUAUAAUCUGGCUGACUGCAUACUUUCAAAUGCUGUACAUGUACAAAGCACUCUCAUUGAGCAACAAUACCUCAGAACAGAGUGCUUAGAUGGAAUUGCAUUUAACAGAAUACAAGAACCAAUUAUGCCUUGGGACCCAGCUAAACAAACGGGAACACAUUCAUCCUAGGUGCCCAGUAAUUUUAUGUAUUUAUGUAGGUUUUGCUGUAAGAUACUAGGUUGUUUAGACUUUUUGGUAAAACAUUUGUUUUAUUUAUCAUUUUCUGUUUUUUUUUCAUAAACUUGUUUGAGAGGUGGAGUUUUUCAUCUAUGUAUAUGUAUUAGGAUGUAAUGUCUUUUCCUGUGUCCGAGGAGAAAAAUGCUUGUCGCAAGUUACAAACAAUGCAGUCACUCUAACCAA